Messenger RNA from Plodia interpunctella (Indianmeal moth), 1998 nucleotides. It is a transcript of the gene Alas, whose product is annotated as Aminolevulinate synthase. Lineage: Eukaryota; Metazoa; Arthropoda; Insecta; Lepidoptera; Pyralidae. Gene Ontology annotation, molecular function: 5-aminolevulinate synthase activity; pyridoxal phosphate binding. The coding region runs from base 342 to 1862 and encodes 506 amino acids. The transcript has a single exon. Gene Ontology annotation, cellular component: mitochondrion. Gene Ontology annotation, biological process: hemoglobin biosynthetic process; heme biosynthetic process; erythrocyte development. The record is from RefSeq and is a predicted model, not a curated record.
UCAACUUUUUAGAUUUUUCAAAAUAUUUUGGAAUUUUUCUACAAAAAAAUGUUAAACUCAUAAUAUUUUAGGCCAACACUGAACAAAAACGUCAUGUUGCGAAAUCUGAAUAAAUUGUACGCGUGAAGUUAGUACAAUCAAACGUAAUCGAUAUGACGACACGAACUUUAUAAAUGAAAGGUGCCGUCGCUGGAGCCACCAGUUGAAACGACCGAACCCAUCUUGAGAAACGUUCGGCUACAGUGAGAGCCAACGUUGAAAAACAUCGAAUUCUUCAAUACAUUGUGUUGUGUUAUUCACAUUUUUUGUUUUCCUGAGUGCUAAUACAGGAUAACAUAAAGAUGCCCUGUCCGUUUUUGGGGUCAUUGAAUCAAGCUUUUACUCGAAACUAUGGAGCUGCACUGAUGAAACAGUAUGGGAAUUUUUGUCCUGUGAUCUCUCGUGGAUUCCGCUCUCUUGGCAACGACGAAACGAAAUGCCCCUUCAUCCAGGAAAACGCUAUAGUGUCGGAGGCGCCCAAGGAGAUGUCCGAAGACAUUGUGGAGACCAUUCCUCCUUACAAGUACGAGAAGUUCUUCCAUGAUCAAAUCAGUGCCAAGAAGAGGGAUUACUCAUACAGGGUGUUCAGGAAAGUGUCUCGUUUAGCAGCUGAUGGAGUAUACCCCCAAGCUUUGGAGGGCGCUGAGAACCGCCGUGUGACAGUUUGGUGUGCUAAUGACUACCUCGGAGCUUCCCGACAUCCUGAAGUCAAAGAUGCUGCAAUCAAUGCAAUAAAAUCUUAUGGUACUGGGGCAGGUGGCACGCGUAACAUCGCUGGCAACUCCCAAAUGACUGAAAAACUUGAGGCAGAGAUUGCUCAACUUCACAAUAAACCUGCGGCUUUGAUCUUCAGUUCUUGUUUUGUUGCGAAUGAUGCAACUUUGUCAACUUUGGCCAAGAUUCUACCAGGUUGUAUUGUUUACUCAGAUGCUGGGAACCAUGCCUCAAUGAUACAAGGCAUAAGAAACAGCAGAGCACCUAAACAUAUAUUUAGGCACAACGAUCCGAACCACCUUAGACAAUUAUUGGCAGAGUCCCCUGCUGGAGUACCGAAGCUAGUCGUGUUUGAGACUGUCCACUCUAUGAGCGGAGCUAUUUGUCCUUUAAAGGAAAUGUGUGAUAUUGCACAUGAGUAUGGAGCUUUAACCUUUGUUGAUGAAGUACAUGCAGUUGGGUUGUACGGGAAGCAUGGUGCUGGCAUUGCAGAAGAGAGAGGGAUCCAAGAUAAGAUAGAUAUAGUGUCUGGAACACUUGGGAAGGCCUAUGGGAAUGUGGGCGGCUACAUUGCUGCAUCAUCCCUCCUUGUGGAUACAAUUAGAAGCUAUGCCCCAGGGUUUAUAUUUACUACUGCACUGCCUCCACCUGUGUUAGCUGGCUCUUUAGCUGCUAUUAGACUCCUUGCUAGCGAGGAAGGGAGAAACUUGAGAGCCAAGCAUCAGUCUAUAGUAAGAUAUCUGAAGUUGUCUCUGCUGGUAGCUGGUCUACCUCAGUUGCCUUCAGUGAGUCACAUUGUACCUGUUCCUAUAGUGGGUGCAGAUAAAGUGGCACUUGUGGCCGAAUCCCUCAUGAAGAGAGGACAUUACGUACAGGCGAUAAACUACCCUACAGUGGCGCGUGGGGAAGAGCGGCUGAGGUUCGCGCCGGGGCCGUACCACACGCCUGUCAUGAUCGACAGCCUCAUCACUGCCCUCACUGAAGCAUUCCAUGAAAAUAAUAUAGGAUUCAACGAAUUUAUGAAAAAUGGCACCUGUCGUGAAUGCAGCAUGGAGUACAAGGUUGAUUUCAACCUUGACGACGUGCAGUACACGGCGCAAGUAGCUUAGCCUUGGCCAAACCAUGACAAUCGCGCGCAACAUGAGAAAAAGCUAAAAAAUAUGUUAAUCGGUGUUAUAUAGUUUAUUGAGUUAUUUUAUGGUUCGUGGUUCUUGGUAGGGGUUAAAUUAAAUUCGUGGCAAAUGA